Neoarius graeffei (lesser salmon catfish) is the source of this 1794-nucleotide messenger RNA. Its product is annotated as xin actin-binding repeat-containing protein 2-like. Gene Ontology annotation, molecular function: actin filament binding. Gene Ontology annotation, cellular component: focal adhesion; stress fiber. Gene Ontology annotation, biological process: actin filament organization; actin cytoskeleton organization. The record is from RefSeq and is a predicted model, not a curated record. NCBI's taxonomy places the organism in Eukaryota, Metazoa, Chordata, Actinopteri, Siluriformes, Ariidae.
AUGUUUGAAACGCAACCUUUUGAUGCUCUCGGAACAGAAACCCCCGAUGCAGUAGAGCAUAAGAAAAUAACAGAUCUAGCAAGAGGAGACGCGCAAACCGCGACCCGUUUAUUUGAGACGUGGCCUCCGGACCGUACGAAUAAAAUUUACCAAGAGGAUGAUGAAGAGGAGCAGGUGGUGUACACAAAAGACACUGCAGGAGGAGAUGUAAAAACUGCCAGAUACUUGUUUGAAACUCAGCAUCUCGAUUCCCUUGACCGCACCGAGGCGGUUGAUGAAUCACACUUCCUACAGUCAGAACUGGAAGAGAUUAAAGGUGAAGUCAAAACUACAACAAAAAUGUUUGAGACGCAACCUUUGUGCCUCAUUUGGGGAGAUUCUGGUGAGACGUCGGAGAUUACGACUGCGCGACGUGAAGAAACCGAAAAAGGUGACGUAAAAACGUCCCGCCGGAUUUUUGAAACCCGGCCGCCGGACACGAUCGACAAAGACCUGACUAAAGUUAAGAUCGUUCGCGGAGCGUCCGUGGAAGAAAACUAUCAGGGUGGGGUGAAUCGAGGCAGGUGGCUUUUUGAGAAAGAUCAAAUCAAAGAUGAAGAAUUGGAAAACGCCAAAACUCAAAAAGAGGAGAUAACAGGAGCAGACGUCGAGAGAUGCCGCACGGUCUUUGAGACACAGCCCACAGAUACUUUCAAAGACAACACCGACGCCGGGCCAUCUGAACCGGAAGAGAUCGUUGGGGGUGAUGCCAGGCAUUUGUUUGAGACAGUGCCAAUGGAAAAUCUGAAGGAGUCGCCUGAAGUUGGGAAACUACAAAAGGCCGUUGCAUUGGAAGAGGAGAAAGGUGACGCGAGGCAUCAGAGGUGGUUAUUUGAGAGUAAGCCUCUUGAGCAAAUUAGGGAGGACAAAAAGAAAAUCACACGAACGGUUAAGCUUCAGGAGAUAGACGGGGGCGAUGUCAUCGACCGCAAGGAGAUAUUUGAGACCGUGGAUCCAAGUAAGCGCACAGACACACGUAAGAUAGCGGUGGAAGGCGUCACGAACGGAUGGGUGAAAUCAAACAAAGUACUCUUUGAAUCCACACCUCUGUAUGCUGUACAGGACAGCUCAGGACAUUACCGCGAAGUCAAAACGGUACGAUGUGAAGAAAUCAUCGAGGGCGACGUACGAAGCGGACAUUCGAGACUCGGCCAGUUUGACGACGGCAUAAACAAAUUCCAAAUCGUCAAGGGGAUUUCAAAACAGGAGAUUCAAUCAGGGGAUGUCAAAACGGUAUUCGAAACUCGGCUUCUUGACGGGAUCAAAUAUUUCAGCAACGUGGAAGAAGAGGAGAACAGAACGAACAAGGCCACAGAGAUCCAAAAGGGUGACGUCAAAACUCGCAGGUGGUCGUUUGAGACUCAGCCGACGGAUGAGCCGUGUGAGAAAGCUGAGGUAAAAACAGAGGACGACGCAGAGAUCCGUAAAGGUGACGUUAAAACCCGUACCUGGCUUUUUGAGACCCCUGACAGUAUCGAAGAUGAAUCCGAAACCAUUUUAAAAACUCGUACACUCAGCCAAGAGGACGUUCGAGGCAAGGACGUACGUCUGGCCCGCUUUCUCUUCGAAACCGAAAACCUGGAGAAUAUUCAAGGAGGUGAGGAUCAGAGUAACUUUAAACGAGUCACACAGAUCGAUAUCCAGUCUGGAGAUACAUCAAGAACGAAGUAUAUAUUUGAGACCCGGGCACCUGAAAUACGCAAACCGGAACAGCUCGUUCAGAGGGACGUCUACAGAACGUACGGCUCCGCAUGA